Cotesia glomerata is the source of this 1050-nucleotide messenger RNA. RefSeq lists its product as uncharacterized. NCBI's taxonomy places the organism in Eukaryota, Metazoa, Arthropoda, Insecta, Hymenoptera, Braconidae. The record is from RefSeq and is a predicted model, not a curated record. The transcript has a single exon. The coding region runs from base 1 to 1050 and encodes 349 amino acids.
AUGUCAGUGAUGCAUAGUCCUCCGCUUCUCAACUUGGGGAAUUCCCUGGAGGAUACAACAAAAGACGAAUCAGUCAAGAAUAAUAACGGUGAGAAGGAUAUGCCAUCGUUAUCUCCGCAAGAUACGACGAGUAACGAGCAACCUAGACAACCACCACCACCAGCUCUGAUCCCACCAGGAUUACCACAGCCACGACCACUACCAGCUGGCAACUGGCAAAACACGGCUCAACAAACAAGUGUUCCACAACUUAACCUCCCACCGAGACCAGCAAGGUUAGAAAGAAACGACCUCCCGCCAUUCUGGCCUCAGCACGCCAAGUUAUGGUUCAGCGCAGCAGAGUCAGCCUUCUCCAGCAAAGCAGUGGUAGAUGACGACGAAAAAUUUAGAGCAGUAAUUACCAAGCUCGAGCAAGAACAUCUUACUGCAAUCGAGCAACUGGUAACCAACCCACCAGGACAAAACAAAUACCUGGCAAUUAAAACUGCACUGAUAAAUCACUAUUCAUUAUCUCGGGAAGAGAGCUUUAGAACUCUCGUAUCCGGACUGUCAUUAAAAGGUCGACGACCUUCGGAACUUUAUGCUGAAAUGUGCAGGCUCGCAGGCAACGCAGUAGGUCCAGAAUUCAUCAGAACCAUGUGGAUGGAUCGAAUGCCUAAAGACAUGCAGAUGAUCUUAUCACUCGCCGAGACUCUGGACAGCAGCAUACUACUUGAAUUAGCUGACAAAACAAUGUCACUAUGCGACAAAAAUGCUAACCCACAAGUAGCCGCAAUAGCACGAAAUCCACACAAGGAUUGCGACGAAAAAUUCCAAAUUCUUACAAAAGAAAUGAAAAAUCUGUCAACAAAAAUCGACAGCUUGGUCGGUGCUCAGAGGAAAUCUCGCAGCAACUCCCCACAUCCCCAGGGAAGUAACUCUCGAACCAACAGUGCUGAUCGAGCACCCAAGCUUUGCUUUUAUCACAAAAAAUUUGGAGCACUAGCAUUCAAAUGCGUGCCUAAAUGUUCCUGGAAUGAGAACCAGGGAAACUCUCAAAGCCAUCAAUAG